This is a messenger RNA of Ictalurus punctatus (channel catfish), 10331 nucleotides long. RefSeq names its product proline-rich coiled-coil 2C (gene prrc2c). The record is from RefSeq and is a predicted model, not a curated record. Lineage: Eukaryota; Metazoa; Chordata; Actinopteri; Siluriformes; Ictaluridae. The coding region runs from base 458 to 8701 and encodes 2747 amino acids. Gene Ontology annotation, biological process: cell differentiation. The transcript is spliced from 34 exons.
GGCGUUCUGCCAUCUUUGAUUGCGCGACAGGCCGCGGCGGCGCGAGAGGGGGCCUCUCUCGACUGGAGAAGAGCUGUCUCAGACGAGACAACGGGGGGGAAGAAAAAAAUAAAUAAAAAGAAGAGGAAGAAAAUAUUAUCAAGUAACGCCACCGGUCGGUCUGAUUUUGUAUUUUUCCCCCGCCAGGUUUUACCGGUCACGUUAAGCAAGAGAAACGUUACCGGACAGAGUCCUUCGCUUUUGGUAGAGAUUGUGAGCUUGGGAGCUCUAGCUAACCAGUGUGUAGCAUAGCAUAGCAUAGCAUAGCAUAGCGAGCUUUUGUAAUCCAACACACGUACACGCGUGCACUCAGACGGGCAAAUCGGCCUACAUAAAGUCAGCGACGGGACCGGCGGAAACAGGAGCCUGGUUCUGAGGGGUGAGACCGGAGGACCAGACUCAAUGAGUUUCCAGCGAAAUGUCAGAGAAGUCAGGGCAGAGCACCAAGGCAAAGGAUGGCAAGACCAAGUAUGCAACCCUUAGCCUCUUCAACACUUACAAGGGCAAGUCUCUGGAGACUCAGAAAACUGCAGUUGCUGCCAGACAUGGGCUCCAGAGUUUGGGCAAAGUUGCGGUCAGUCGGCGUAUGCCCCCUCCAGCCAACCUGCCCAGUCUGAAGGCUGAGAACAAAGGCAAUGACCCCAAUGUCAGCAUCGUUCCCAAGGACGGCAGUGGCUGGGCCUCGAAACAGGACCAGGCUGGAGACGAACGGCAGCAGGAGACUCCUCCCCCACAGCCAAAGCCUCCUGUCCCUCAGGUGUCUGAAAAUCCUCUGGGCAGCCGCUCCUGGGCCAAUAACAAGCAGUCCGGGCCAGUUGAUGUAGGGACUCCAAGGGUAAGCAGCCAGUUCCACCAGGAGUUCCCCAGCCUGCAAGCAGCGGGUGAGGCUGAGAAAUCAGGCGAGCAGGAGGAAGAGCCUUAUGGACCAGGCCCCAGCCUCAGACCUCAAAAUGUGGGCAGCUGGCGAGAAGGUGGGGGUAGAAACCUGAACGUGGCUUCCGGCCCUUCUGAGAUGGACAGCAAGGCUCCUGAAGAGGUAGGACUGGGUCGUGGUACACCUUCCCCAACAGGGGAUGUGGACGUGGCAGGGAAACCCUCUACUGGGGAAGGCAAGGAGAAGAGAGACACCAAAGACAAGCUUCCUGCUCCAGCCCCACAGCACAAACUCAAUGGCGGACAGCAGCCACCCGGUGGAGAACCCUCUCAGGUCCCUGCUCAGUUUAGAGGCAUGAUGCCACCUUAUAUGUUCCACGCCUACCCUCGUAUGUCUUAUGCACCUGUACAAGGAAACUUCAGGUACCCUGGGCAGCAAGAUGGAUUAAAAGGUCCAAGGCCUGGUGGAAGACCUUCCCAGCCUCCUCCACAGUCGUGGAUGCAGGAUCCAGACCGACCCUCAAUUAUUAGUGCUUCUGAACUGAAAGAGCUUGACAAUCUUGACACGGAUGCUGACGAGGGUUGGGCUGGUGCCCAGAUGGAAGUUGACUAUACAGAGAAACUGAACUUCAGUGACGAUGAGGAUAAUCAUGCAGCCAAGGAGAAAGGAGACAAUUGGGAGUGGGUAAAUAAGGUGGAACGCAUACGAUCUCGCAAUGCUGAUGCCCAGGAGAGUUGGAAAGAAGGGGGAGAGGACAGAAGUGAGCACAGGAACUCAUGGGCAGACAGUGGGGAACCUAGAGCUUCCUCACCAAUCAGUGCAACUCAAUACAACAAAACAGGACCACCUCAAGACUACCAGGCUGGACGAUCUGCAGGAACUGGUGUGGCUCGUUUGUCAAAACCUUCCACAGCCUACGCUGCUGGUGAGGAUGAUUCGGAGGCAUGGCGACAGAAGCGUAAGAAGCAGUCUGAACUUUCCGAGGCUGUGGAACGUGCUCGGCGGCGGCGUGAGGAAGAGGAAAGGCGAAUGGAGGAGCAGAGGCUGGCCGCCUGUGCUGAGAAGCUCAAACGCCUCAAUGAAAAGCUACGGCCUGCUGUUACUCCGGAGGUUGCAAAACCUACUACGCCCGUCCAGAGCAAUGAAUCAGAGGCUGAAAUAGUGCCUAGCUUGCCUGCUGAAACCUCGCCCACUCAUGCUGCUCCUGCACAGCAACCCCUCCCAUCUGUGCCCAUACCUUCUCUUGAUGGGCCAGAGCCAAGUGUGGAGGAGGAGCCGCAGUUUGUUACCAGGCAACCCAGCCCUCCGGUCCACAGGACUGUUACCGAAUCGCAGGAAGCCGAGGUGGAGGUUGCAGUAGUUGAGGAGAUACAGGUGGAAAGACAACCAAUUAGAGACUACUUUAGCCCAGAAGAGUGUAGAGUUGAAGAGCCUCCGAUGCCUCGGCUUGAUCGCGCUGUCAGUGAGGAUAUACCCCACCCACCACUGGAGAAUGAGGGUGAGGUGGGGGCCACAAUUCGUCCUUCACUCCCCUCUGGUUACUCCAAACAGUUCCAAAAAUCUCUGCCACCCCGCUUCCUAAGACAGCAGGAGCAGUUGAAGCAACAGCAGUGGCAGCAACAGCAGCAGCAGCAACAACAGACUGCUGGAGGUUCAGUGUCCCCCUCAGGGGGAUCAGUGCCCCCUCAGCAUCGCUCUCUCUAUCAGCCACUGAAUCCGCAUCAUCAACAUCUGGCCUCUAUGGGUUUUGACCCACGCUGGCUGAUGAUGCAGUCAUAUAUGGACCCACGUAUAAUGUCUGGACGCCCACCUAUGGAUAUACCUCCCAUGCAUCCAGGGAGAAUGCCUCCAAAACAGUUGGUCCGCAGAGAGCCCACUGAUAAUAGUAGUUCUGGUUCCGAUUCCUUUGAUCACCGACCAAUAAGAGAGCAUGGGAUGACCAGUGAGCCUCGAAUGGUGUGGGGAUCGGACCCUUACCCUCCGACUGAACCCUUAACUUCUCCAACACCCCCUAAAGUCCAGGAGAACUGCAAGGAGCCGCGACUGGAUGCUGGUCUGGACUUGGAAAGAGGACUAUCAUCUGUGUAUCCUCAGGAACACAGCACGCUGGAACCGAGGGGCAAGAGUGACUUUUUCAGAGACUCUUCUGAGCCUCUCUCCACCUUUAGCCAUGUUUCAGAAGAGGUGCCAGGUCUCCUGCAUACAGACAGGGCCCCCGUCAUCUCUUCCUUUGAAUCUGAGGUAGCCACUCUCUCUGGUGGAGAUGAGGUUGAGGCUAUUGGGCAGGCUGUGCUGAAGAGGACCAUCUCUCAAGGGUCAAGUCACUCUCUCAAACUGGAAGAGCCCAGGUUUGAAGGCGUUUCUGUAGUACAGAAGACGGUGGAUCUCCCUGAAGCUUCAGAACGGCUGGAGGACAGUUCCAGAAAGGAGCCCUUUGGCCAGGGACAUGUAAUUAACAUUAACCGUGCCACUCCACCUAUUGCUACAGAUGGUAUGCACAAAGCAGAUAAGCUGCCUCUACAAGCACCUGGUAAGCAGAAGGGUGAGCUGCGCUGGGGGUCUCGCGGAGGGAGAAGAGAAGGAGUUGGGGGGGAGAGGCCGGUUAGGAGGUCAGGGCCAAUAAAGAAGCCUGUCCUGCGAGACAUGAAGGAGGAGAGGGAGCAGAGGCGAGAGAAAGAGGAGCGUCAUGAGCGAGGGGAGCGAUCGAAAAAAGAAGGUCCUGCUCUCAAAAACCCCCCACCCAGUGUGGCCACCGUGUCUGAUGGCCAGAAGUUUUCUAGUGAGGGGACGAAAGAGAUCAUGGUUGGACCAGAGGAAGGAGCAGCACCUGGUGUCACCAAAGCAAGAGAGCCUCAGGCACCCAUAGGUACAACAGCCACCACCACCACCCAGGAGGAAAAACCAAGCAAACCCCCGCCCAGUGACAAGCGCCUUGAACCCAAACUACCCUCUCGAAAAGAAUCCAACCUGUCAAGAGCCAACCGCAGAGAAGAGCGGGAGAGGGAAAGAGAGCGAGAGAGGGACAGGGAGGCGGACAAGGAACAUGACUGGCCUGCUGAUGCAAACUUCAAAGGGCGGGGUCGGGGCGAGUACUACUCACGUGGGCGUAGUUAUCGAGGCAGUUACAGUGGACGAGGACGAGGUAGCCGUGGGCGUAGUCGUGUGGAGCGUGUGGAGUACUCGUACCGAGAGCCACGCUCCCGUCCCGAUCUGCUGAGCGUCUCUGGGACUGCAGGUUUCCGCUGCCGUGAGGAGAGCGAGACUCGCAGUGAAAGUUCAGAUUUUGAAGUGCUUCCUAAACGCAGGCGCAGGAGGGGGUCAGACACAGACUCUGAGAGCGAAGGCCGAGAGUCUGCUAGUGACACUGGACCUUCUGACCGCGAGCCCACUGCUAAACCUAGUAGACCCCUACGCCGUGAUCUGCCUGACCCUCGUCCUGCCACAAAAGCUGCCUCUGGGUUCGGACCCGGACACCUACCAGAUAAAUCCGGCCCUCGGGAAGAGGAGGGUCGGCCCAAACCAGGAUUUCUUCCUAAGGGAGAACCAACACGACGUGGUAGAGGAGGGCUAUACAACCGGAGAGGUGGAGGGAGAGAGCGUGCUGCCAACAGGUCUGCUCCCAUGCGUAGGCCUGCGGUGAGAGAGAGCCUGCCUUGGCCCUCCAAGCCCAUGGAGACGUUUAGGCCAGAAGAAGCCGAGGCAUCUCGCAUGGACGGCACCACCUCUGAACAGCGCUUGCCUAAACACGAAGGCAAGAAAAUAAGAGAUGCUGGCCAAAUCACUAGAGAGAGACCUCGGAGGCCAAGGCCAGCGAGACCCCCCAGGCAGGACAAACCACCACGCUUUAGAAGACUUAAAGAACGUGAAGCAGCGAUCAUAGCAGGUGAAGCAGCAACUGUUGCAGCAACACAAUCACCUGCCCCAGUGUCUGAAUCUAUGUCUGCAGCAGUGUCCAAAGCUCCAGGAAUGCCUGUCACCCUCCCUGAAGGUCCUGCUAUAGCAGCACCUAUUACCACUGCCACCACUCCUGCCGAGGUUCCUGUAACAGAGGCGGUACUUCCUGAGACGGGAACCACCACAGUGGUUGCUGCUGGCAGCAAAUCCCCGGACUUGUCUAACCAGAACUCUUCAGACCAGGCCAACGAGGAGUGGGAGACCGCUUCUGAAAGUAGUGACUUUAAUGAGCGGAGGGAACGAGAAGAGCGAAAGGGUGCACUUGAUGCAGUGGUCGCUGUUACAGCAUCUUCAUCUGCACCCCCCCAAUCCACGGGAGGUCAAAGCAAGUCUCCUGCCGAGGCAGGACUAACUCCGAAACGUGAGGCAGUCCCUGUAGCCAAGAGGAGCUUCUCCAGUCAAAGGCCAGGAGACAGACAAAACCGCAGGACUAACACUGGCGCAAAGGCUGGCAGAGGGUACGCAGGGGGCAAGGGUGAGCGCAGAGGAGGCUCCGGAGCGAAAUCUGGACGCAGGGGUGCUGCAGCUCAGAGUGCGGAUGCUGCCCAGACUGGAGCAGGUCAGAAGUCCAGUAGAGAGCCAGCUCCUGGCCGGCGUAAAGAGGAGUCCAGGCAACCCGUUAAGAAACCUAAGGAGAAGGAGAACGCACUAUCCCAGUUUGACCUUAACAACUAUGCCAGCGUGGUAAUCAUUGAUGAUCAUCCAGAGGUGACGACCUUGGAGGAUCCACAGUCCAACACUAAUGAUGAUGGCUUCACAGAGGUUGUGUCUCGAAAGCAGCAGAAGCGUCUGCAGGAUGAGGAAAGGAGAAAGAAGGAGGAGCAGACUGUGCAGAACUGGGGUAAAAAGAGCUCAGGGGAAAAGGGCAGGGGUGGAGGUGGAUCCAAGCUGCCACCAAGGUUUGCCAGAAAACAGCAACAGCAGCAGACAUCAGCUGCAUCCGCAGCCCAUCAGACUCAGACCUCUUCUCAGUCAGCUCAUCAGUCUCAACCACAGCCAUCAAUCUCUGUCUCCCAACAUAGCCUUUCUGCUCAGACCCAGACAACUGCCUCCUCGCAGCCUCUAGAGGGUACUGUGGCCCCUCUGCCCCCUGCAUCUGUCGACUUCUCCACUAAAACCCAGGCACACAGCACUCUGGGUACCGAGCUGUGGGAGAAUAAAGUGGCUGGCUCCACUGUCCUCACUGAUGUCAAGAAACUUGGGCCCAUCAGCCCCCCUCAGCCACCCUCAGUCAGUGCCUGGAAUAAACCUCUUACCUCUUUUGCUGGGACCGUGACCUCUGAAGGUGUGAAGGCAACAACGGACAGUGGUGUUGAGCUCGGCAUGGAGCGUAUCCAAUUUGGCGCUCCCUCUUCAGCAGGUAGUACGGACAGUGAUGGAGCACCAGCUAUGUUGGAGAAAACCUCUGAUAAUAAACUACCCGAACCCAAAGAACAGAGACAGAAACAACCCCGUGCUGGACCCAUCAAAGCGCAAAAGCUGCCUGACAUGGCUGUUCCUGAGCCGAAGGAGUACAAGCCUGGCCCGAUCGGUAAGGAACGCUCACUAAAGAACCGCAAGGCCAAAGAUGUACGCCAGUCAGAAGGAGAUGGAUUGGAGAAGGGUGGUCCUGUUGGUAGCAGGGACAGGGACUCCAGUUCUCCUGCUCAAGACAAAGUUCCUGAACUAGGAGGCGAUAUUGAAGGCAUGAUCACAGUCCCCUCAGCUGAGUAUUCAAGCAGUUCCAAGGAAUCUGUGACUGACUACACUACCCCGUCCUCCUCACUGGCUGACACUGUGCCUACUGGAGGAAGCAAGAUUGAGGAGAGCCUAGUUGCUAAUGUGGCACUCCCUCCCUCACUUCCACUGCCUCGUAGAGAAACCCUACAGCAGAGCACGAGCCUGAGCACAGUUUCUCCUGCUACGGUGGACCUCACACUGAAGAUGGAGUCAGCUCGUAAGGCAUGGGAGAAUUCCCCAAGUCUGGUAGAGAAGAGCUCUCCUGUCACCUCCUCUGCUUCCCCAAUUACCAGCGGAGGAGGUGCGGGCAAUGCCUCUUUCAGCUCCUUCUCCAGUGCCUCCAUGCCUCAGAUACCUGUUGCUUCAGUGACACCUAGCACCUCGUUGUCAGGUUCAUCCACUUACACCACAUCAUCGUUGAGCACCAAGACCACAUCUGCUUCAGACCCUCCCAACAUCUGUAAGGUGAAACCACAGCAGCUGCAGAGUUCAGGAAUGUCCACCAGCAACUUCUCCCAGCUUGGUUGUGUACCUCCUAUGUUACCACAGCAGCAGACCCCACAGGUCUUCGUCUCCCAGUCUGCAGCAGGUUCUGCUGCACAAAUCCCAGCCUUCUAUAUGGACACCAGUCAUCUGUUUAGCACACCCCAUCCUCGCCUGCCUCCUCCCUCCAUGGCCCAGCAACAAGGCUUUCAGCCUGGCCUCUCACAGCCUACAGCAGUGCAGCAGAUUCCUAUCCCAAUAUACGCCCCUCUCCAGGGUCAGCCACAGCACCAGGCUCAGCUCGGCCUCAGCACCGGCCCUCCUGUCUCUCAGCCACAAGAUCUCUUCAGCUCCUCCAUACAACCCUAUAGGUCUCAACAGGCGUUCAUGCAGAACAGCUUGUCCCAGCCAUCUCCCAUGAUGUUAUCAGGGACAACGCUGCACAGCUACCCUGGAGUGCAGCCCCCUGAUCUGGGUAAGCCCCAGUCCAGCCUGGCCUUCCAGCAAACCUCCAACACGCAGCACAUCCCCAUCCUGUUUGAACCACAGCUCAACCAGCCCUCUGGAAUCGGUGGCUCCCAGCUUAUAGAUACACACAUCCUGCAGCGCCAGGGCAUGAGUCAGCAUUCAAAUUUGUACUCUGGACAAGUGCAGCAGCAUACACAGAACAGUUACUACAGCUCGACACAGAGCCCCAGCUCUGCACUACAACAGGUGACUGUCCCCAUGCCUGGCUCUCAGCUGUCAUUGCCUAGCUAUGGCUCUGGUGGGGGUCAGCCUCUGCUGGCCCUGCCCCAGUCUCUGCCCCCUACCCCACCUCAGGCUCAGCCACCCAACAUGAACCGCCAGCCCCCAAGCAGCCAGCCAUACCGUGGCCUCAUUGGCCAGAACACACACAACAUGAUGCAGCCUUCCAACAAGAUGUGUGAUAUGGACAUAAAGCUCUUUGGCACUGGGAUGGAUGUGAAACCUGGAACUCCCCCAGUCAGUGCAAGAAGCACGACCCCUACCUCAAGUCCUUACAGGGCGAGCUCCACAAGCCCAAGCAGUCAGUCUAGUAAGAUGAACAGCAUGUUGUAUCCCAAACAGUUUCAGUCUGCAUCACAAGGCAUGCGAAUCCCACAGCACUUCCCUGGACAGUUCAACCCGCAGAUGUUGUCUCAGCCCAACAUGGUGUCUCCCCUGGUUCGUCCCCCACAUGCUAACUCUUUUCCUGGGGGGGUGCAACGAACCCCCAUGGGUCCGCCCAUGUCCCCCAACCUUAGUGGGGGGCUGAUGCCACACCCCAGACCCCAGCACCCUCCCAGAGGCCCCUCUAUGCCACCUCUAGCACCCCGUGGCACACAUGCAGCUCUUAAGGCUGAGCAGGACCUUAAGGCAAAACAGAGAGCAGAGGUACUACAGUCGACUCAUAAGUUCUUCUCUGAGCAGCAGCAGCAGAUGAAGACUUCAGCUGCUAAGUCUGCUCGUAUGGAUGGAGCAGGCAAGUCCAUUGACAGUGUCGCUCCAAACCACCAGGGGGCUCCACAAGACCGUACCGAGCCUGACAAACCCGCACCCCUUGCUGCGACCAAGCCUAUCCGCACAGGUCCCAUCAAGCCCCAGGCCAUCAAACCGGAGGAGAGCAAGUAAACCAGCGUCACCUCCAACAGGACUGACGCAUGGAUUGAUUCAGUGAUUUGACAGGGGAUAAUUGUUAGAGGGGAAGAGGUAGUUUGAGUUGUGGAGAGGAGAUUGGGAUUGCUGGGUGAACUGUAGCGUGUAAUUUAAGCUAUAAUGUGUGUGGAUCACUCACCUUUGCCCUGCCUCUCUUCUGCUCCACCACCCACUGAUCUCCUGUUCUCUCCAUAGUGGAGAGAUGUCUCCUUUUUUUUUUUUUUUUUUUUUUUUUUUUUUUCUCUCCUUUUUUUUUUUCCAACGGACGUAAAAAAAAAGUAGAACAUAAAUGACUGUACAUCUCUAAUGUACAAUGAAGGUAUAAAGCGAAAUGAGAAUUUAAUUUGCUGCUGGGUGCACCAUUUUUUUUAAUUGACCCCCCCUUUACUCGAGUAGAAUCACAUGAUAGAAGGGCAGUUAUUUCCUUUUUGUUUUUUGAAAAGUUUUGUCUGUCCCCUUUUUUUUAUUGUAGGUAAAGAGAAAUCUUUGUUUAAAAUGUUUGAUUUUCUAUUUGUUAUCUUUUUUCUUUCUUUCAAGCUUUGCGGUUUAAGCAAUUGAGAGACCUAAAUGUGCACACCUCCAUCUUUACCUGUGUAUGGCCACUGCUCAUCUUCUCUCUCUUCUUCUCCUUCUCACUAUAGUGAAGCAAUUUCUCUUGACCAAGAUGUGCGUCAAAAACAAGACAGUGCAGCUUAUAUAAAAAUGCUGAAGUGUCUUUAUGCUUUUAAUUCCCUUGAGAGAAUUGCAUGGUUAGAGUAACUGAUUGGAUAUUUUUGCUGAUGAAUUCAAUCGAUUCAUUGAUGGCUGUCCCUAUUGAGAGCCUUCCUUCGUACCUUCUUCCCUGAAUUUUUAUUAUGAUUAUUUUUCCCCCUGGUGAGCUGUGUGUAAAACAAGCGUGUUUACAAGUCUGGAAUCUUUAGUCAAAGGUUAGGCAUUAUAAGACAGCCCCUUUAUCAUACAAAAUAACUUUUUUUUUUUUUUUUUUCUCUCUCUCUCUUUUUAAAUAAACAGUUACUAGUUUACUUCAGAAUUGGUCUCGUAUGCUUCAGCGCUUCACUGUUUGCUGAAUAUGAGUGGAGGAGUUUCAAAUGUUCACACUCUUUGGCACAGUUCACAGCCAUGCUGCUGACAAUACUAGAGGAUGGAACCCCGUUCUUUCAGUCAUGGUAGAAAGGCAUCACGGAAAACUGAGCUUGGGUUUCUAUACAUAUAUGCGCAAAAUAAAGAGAACAUUUCAAAAUGUGAGGCAGCCUUUAGAAGAGUGUAAAAGGGCAGAUGGAUGGGAAAAAAAAUGAUUGAACUGUAGUUCAGAUGCAAAAAGGACUCCUUUUCUGUUGUAAUGUCCACAGGCCUCAAUCUCCUGGGCCUUUACUCUCUCCAGUCCAUUUCUUUCAGGUUGCUAAUGCAAACGGGAGGCUGCAGAUAUACAGGGGUUUAAGUGUGGCUCCCAAAUGACAAACGGGAGAGGAAGGAGUGGAGAGGGGAAUAAUUUUGUUUUUGUUUUACUUGUACAGGGGUUAAAUCGCUGUAUUAAAAUAUGUACGGUCUUAUUUACAUUGGUUUGGUUACAGAAACUAAUAAAAUAAUAUGCUGUCAAAAAUGAAAA